Messenger RNA from Schistosoma intercalatum, 2365 nucleotides. NCBI's taxonomy places the organism in Eukaryota, Metazoa, Platyhelminthes, Trematoda, Strigeidida, Schistosomatidae. The record is from the annotation of a GenBank genome assembly.
GAUGACCUUAAAUGUCCGGAAGCGCUCUAUAUAAGCUAGUUGAUGUACUUUCUUAUCCAAAGUGAGAAUGUCGAGUAGACGAUCUGGCAAUCUGCGCACUUAUUUGGAUAAAAAAUUCAAACCCACCUUUGAUCAGUACGGUACAAAAGAUGGUAUUCCAUUGUCUGAUUUGAAGAGACUUCUCGGGAAGUCUGACCUACCAGAAUCAAAAGUUCACAAUAUUGUGGACUCAGCCGAUAAAGAUGGAGACCAGUUCAUUACUUACGAUGAGUUCCUAAAACAAGUUCUAUCUGAGGAUGAAGGAACUCUCCGGAGACUGCGUAUUCACAAACGAGUCCUCAAUCGUGCAGUGCUGGCUAUAGCACCGGAUUGUGGACGCGAGUAUCAACGGACUGUUGCUGUAAACUCUGGUUACGAUUCUAUCGAUGGCUACAAUUGGGGUGAAGCAGAUGUUGAUAAUUAUGUACAGGCGUAUGACUGUCGUCCUCCUCCUAUAUUUAUCCCUUUGAUAACUAUUGCUGAGAUUGUAGUUUUUAUUUACUACGUUGUUACUUACAACAACAAACCUAGCUCUUCCAGUAUCGUCACAGCGUCAUCUGGUGUCCCAAUUGAUAGUAUACUUAUUUAUAACCCAACUAAACGUCAUGAAGUAUGGAGAUUUUUAACCUAUAUGUUUAUUCAUAAUGGUUAUGUGCAUCUAGCUUUCAAUUGCUUACUUCAAGUUGUACUUGGUCUUCUACUUGAAAUUGUUCAUAAAUUUUGGCGAGUUGGAUUAGUUUAUUUGUUAGGCGUUAUUGCAGGUUCUUUAGCUCAUUCUGUGAGUGACCCAUUUGUUUUGUUGGCAGGAGCUAGUGGGGGCUGUUAUGCACUUAUUGGCGCUCAUUUAGCUACUGUAAUAAUGAAUUGGGAUAUAAUGCAAGAGGGAUGGCUGAAAGAUCCUUUAAACUUUAUAUCAAGUGGUGUUGUCAGGUUAAUUCUAAUUAUUCUACUUGGUGGUGGUGAUACUGGAUUAGCCAUUUAUGCUCGAUUGAAAAACCCAGAUGAAAGAACACGUGUUGGUUUUUCUGCUCAUUUCGGUGGAUUUAUAGCAGGUCUUUUAUUAGGUGUAGUUAUUUUGCGCAAUUUAAAGGUGGAAAAGUGGGAAAAAGUUUUCUUUUGGAUUUGUAUUCUUUUCUUCGUCCUAUUUUCUAUAGCAGCUAUCUUAUUCAAUGUAUUUUGUGUAAGAAUUAACAAAUGCCCUGCCUCUAUAUGGAAUACCUAAAAAAUUCAAUCAGAUUUUUAUUAUUUUUUUGACAGAGAAUUUAUGCAUUCUUGUUCUGUGAAAACACACUUUUCCAGAUUGUGGACCUAAUUUUUUACUUCAACGUAUGUAUGUAACUAAUCAAAGCACUGUGUGUUUUUGUGAUUGUGCCUGAGUGUGCGCCUGCUUUCGUUGGCUUCCUUUGUUAACUCUUUCUCCUUUAAGGAAUUAUCUAAAAUAUACUAUUUUUGGAAACCGUUUAUACUUUUUCCGUUUCCCAUUUUUAUUGAAUAUAAUGCCUUACUUGUUAUUAUCAUUUUUGUCUAACUUCGUUGAUCUCUAGUGGUUAGUAUACAUUUUAUCAUGAAACACAUACUUUGUUUGUUUUAUAAAAAAAGACGGGUAAAUACUGUCUGACUCAUAGAAAGGAAUUAGCGUAUUUAUUCUUAUACUUGGACGCUUUCUUAUGCUUUAUUUGCAUGACUGAUAUUAAUGUGGUACAUGCUGACACUAAAAUACAAAUUGUUGUUUUCGUAUAUCUCGUGUUCUAAAGUCUAGUCCUAGUGACUUUUGUUUAUUUAUUUAUUUUUUUGGAUCCAUAAUCAUCUCUGGAUAUUUUGAUUGGAUAAACUUUUGUUUUGUCUCAUUAAAAUCGAUUUAUUAGUAUUAUUUGGUUGUGUAUCAGACAAUCUAAGCUAGGUAGAUAUAAUAUCAUUAUCUUUCGUUUUGUAAUGUAUCAGCGUAGCAUACAUACAUAGAGGAAUUUUUAGUUUUUGUGUAUAAAUGUAAGGGUUCAUGAAGCGUCAGUAAUGAGUAUUUAUUUUUUAGAGAAAAAUAAAACGAAUAAAAUAGGACAAUUUAGAUAAAUAAUAGAAAGUAAUGAAGUGAGAUUACUUAUUUUUAGUUAAGAUUUUUGUUUAAUUCAUUUUGUUUAUAUGGUUUUUUCAACUGCUUUGUUCACAAUUUAUAUGACUAAGAUUGAUCAAUAUUUUGUUCCUGUUGCAUAAAUUGUAAAGGUAUUCUUUUUUAAAUAGAUGUAUUUGUAUGCGUUGCGCAAUUAGAAACUUUAUAUUAUUAUUGUUUGCUAGUGUAUACUUUCUAAAAUAUAUUUGUGUACUUAAUAAA